This is a messenger RNA of Sarcophilus harrisii (Tasmanian devil), 2071 nucleotides long. RefSeq names its product testis expressed 28 (gene TEX28). The record is from RefSeq and is a predicted model, not a curated record. The transcript is spliced from 5 exons. Bases 322 to 1677 code for a protein of 451 amino acids. Lineage: Eukaryota; Metazoa; Chordata; Mammalia; Dasyuromorphia; Dasyuridae. Gene Ontology annotation, cellular component: endomembrane system.
UUCUGGAUAGUCUGGUAUUGACAGCAUGCCAGCUUGUUAUAGAUCAGCAGGCAUUCCACAGAAUCUGUUGAUAAGGACUUUAUAUUGAUCUUGGAAUCAGUUCCAAAGCCCUCCAUGUAGAAGAGCUGAAAUUCACACUGAUGGUAGCCUGGCAUAGAGGAAAUAUAUGGGGAGCUUGAAGCCAAAAUCAGCUAAAGGAAUAUCCUCAGAGUCUGGCUAUGAGCUUGCAUUCCUAGCUUGCAACUGCUAGCGUGGACAUCCUGAUUUCAAGGGAAAGAGCCUGUUGAGUUCAGUAAGGGGGAUCAAUAUCCGUGAAGAGUGAUGCAGAUCGAUAAAUUGAAUCCUGAGAAUGUGCGCACAAUUAAACCUCGGAGAGCGAAUAAGGGCUUGGCAUAUGACCCUCAUGCAUCGAGCAUCAUCACAGCGAUGCAGAAACAGAAGCCUCUACAGAGAAUAUCUGAGGCAAAAUAUAUGAAGAGUCAAAGUUCUCCACACCCUUCCACUCGCCCCUUUAUCCAAGAAAGAUCUUCCACUCAUAAAGAGGGCCCCCCUGCCAAAUCCGGUCAAUCAGUCAAUGAGAUUAAGCGAAACCUCCAGGAUAGCGUCAAACAUCGUAUCCUAUACUUGUCAGAGCAACUGAAGGUGGAGAAAACCAGCCGGGAUGAGAACACGGUGGGUUACCUCAAACUAGUAUCAAAAGCUGACCGGCAUCAGGCCACUCACAUUAGGCAAGCCUUCGAGAAGGUGAACCAACGCUCUUCGGCCACUAUCGCCCACAUAGAACGAAAGCUCCGACAGUAUCACCAACAGCUUCAGGAAAUGGAAGAGGGUCACAGGCCCAAGUCCUUAUUUCUAAAGGACGAGAGGGCCAAUAGAAACCAGGAGUUGCUUGGCAGGGGCUUUUUGAUGGAGCAUGAAAGGUUCAGAGCGGAUGAAUACCACCCCACAAAUCUAUUGUAUACCCUAGAGGAAGAUAUGCUAGCUGCUGCUUUCCUACCAGAAAAGUCCUUCAAGAGAGAGAACCUGAUCGGGAACCCAAGCCAGAUUGUCCUGAAGAUCAAGGAACAGCUGGAUGACAUUAAAAAAUCCCAUAGCAGAAUUGAGCUAUCCUAUCAAGCCUUGAAAGAGAAGUACAUGUCUGAUCUGAAGCUGAUUGUCAAGUCUCUUCAGGAAGAGAAAUACAGGCAAAAAGCGAUUGAAGAACAGGUCAAUGACCACAUGCAGGGGCACCUGGGUGAGAUUUCUCAUAUCAAGCAGAACUUGGCUUGCACUGAAGAGAAGAUGGUCUAUCUGUCCUACGAGAGAGCCAAGGAGAUAUGGGAGGUGAUGGAAACCUUCCAGAAUCGAAUUUCCAAGCUGGAGAUCCAGCAGCAAGCAGUCCAACUACAAAUAAUAGAGAAGUCCAGAAGACACCCACACAUCUUCCUAGCCAAAUUCAUGAACUUGCUCCUCACACUGACCACCAUUGUUCUCGUCUGUGUGUCCACCGUCUGUACGUGCUCCUUGCCUUUCCUAAAGUGCCGUCUCCGUACCUGCACAAUCCUCCUGCUCAUCGGGCUGGGGAUGGCCACCUGGAAGAAGUGUUAUUCUGUCUCAUACGUAUAUUGGCAUGAAUGGAUCUUAUCAAGGUGGAAGUUGUAUUACAGAGACUUGUGGCCUCUGCCAAGGAGGACUUAAAAGACCAGAGCAACCGUCCCCAGACUGACAAUGCCCGCUGAGUGUCUCCUGCAUUUGUGCCAAGACUGCCAGCGGGGUUGUAGCAGAAAUGGCCAAUCCUCUAUUCACUCUUCCUGCUGCUAUGAAGUUUUCAAAAACUCAAUCCUCUUCCCAAAGUUACUUCUGCUCAUGCUUUCUCACCUCUUUCCCCUGUAAUGGGUGAUUCAGAGAAGGGUUGGGGUUUUCCAUUGUCCACUUUACUGAGUAUCUGAAUAUUAAAAUCUGAGAAAUAAGGAAUGUGUCUCCUUUGUGUUCCCUAGCGCCUCCUCCUUGGCCCUGCCUUUGCCCUCUUUUCCACCUCAACUUUGAGAACGGGAUGACCUUGGCAGCCUCAGACUCCGGCUGCCCAGAAAGG